This is a messenger RNA of Symphalangus syndactylus (siamang), 2144 nucleotides long. It is a transcript of the gene CLEC1A, whose product is annotated as C-type lectin domain family 1 member A. Gene Ontology annotation, molecular function: transmembrane signaling receptor activity. Gene Ontology annotation, cellular component: plasma membrane. Gene Ontology annotation, biological process: signal transduction. The record is from RefSeq and is a predicted model, not a curated record. NCBI's taxonomy places the organism in Eukaryota, Metazoa, Chordata, Mammalia, Primates, Hylobatidae.
AUUCCCGCUGGAGGGCGCUGCGGUCGCUCCGACGAUUCGCCUUUGGGGCGGCCUCGGUUCUCGUUGGCGCCCAGCGUCUCCAAGGACAUGAUUGGCCGAGUCGCGGCAGCUACUGGCCCACUUGUCCCCACCCACCGGGGAAAGCGCCUUGCGAUCCGCCGUGCUCCAGCUGGUGCUGCUGAGGUCUGGCCUCCGCCAGCUGACGGAGCCGCUUCAACUGCAACUCUUCCUCCUCAGCCGCUGCCGCAGGGAACCCACCGACCCACAAACCAGCUCCCGCCGGCGCGGUGCCGCCGCCUCUUAUUUGUUUUCUGUUUUUGUAUUUUGAGAUGGGAUCUCGCUCUGUUGCCCAGGCUGGAGUGCAGUGACACCAUCUCAGCUCACUGCUGCCUCCGCCUCCCAGGUUCAAACGAUUCUCCUGCCUCAGCCUCCUGAGUAGCUGGGAUUACAGGAAUCCAGAUGCAGGCCAAGUACAGCAGCACAAAGGACAUGCUGGAUGAUGAUGGGGACACCACCAUGAGCCUGCAUUCUCAAGCCUCUGCCACAACUCGGCGUCCAGAGCCCCGGCGCACAGAGCACAGGGCUCCCUCUUCAACGUGGCGACCAGUGGCCCUGACCCUGCUGACUUUGUGCUUGGUGCUGCUGAUAGGGCUGGCAGCCCUGGGGCUUUUGUUUUUUCAGUACUACCAGCUCUCCAAUACUGGUCAAGACACCAUUUCUCAAAUGGAAGAAAGAUUAGGAAAUAUGUCCCGAGAGUUGCAAUCUCUUCAAGUCCAGAAUAUAAAGCUUGCAGGAAGUCUGCAGCAUGUGGCUGAAAAACUCUGUCGUGAGCGCUAUAACAAAGCUAGAGCACACAGGUGCAGCCCUUGUACAGAACAAUGGAAGUGGCAUGGAGACAAUUGCUACCAGUUCUAUAAAGACAGCAAAAGUUGGGAGGACUGUAAAUAUUUCUGCCUUAGUGAAAACUCUACCAUGCUGAAGAUAAACAAACAAGAAGACCUGGACUUUGCCGUGUCUGAGAGCUACUCUGAGUUUUUCUACUCUUAUUGGACAGGGCUCUUGCGCCCUGACAGUGGCAAGGCCUGGCUGUGGAUGGAUGGAACCCCUUUCACUUCUGAACUGUUCCAUAUUAUAAUAGAUGUCACCAGCCCAAGAAGCAGAGACUGUGUGGCCAUUCUUAAUGGGAUGAUCUUCUCAAAGGACUGCCAAGAAUUGAAGCGUUGUGUCUGUGAGAGGAGGGCGGGAAUGGUGAAGCCAGAGAGCCUCCAUUUCCCCCCUGAAACAUUAGGCGAAGGUGACUGAUACCCCCUGCAACUACAAAUAGCAGAAUGAGCCAGGCGAUGCCAAUGCAAGGGCUACCUGAGACACUGGGAAAUGGAACAUAAUCAGGAAAGACUAUCUCUCUGACUAGUACAAAAUGGGUUCUCGUGUUUCCUGUUCAGGAUCACCAGCAUUUCUGAGCUUGGGUUUAUGUACAUAUUUAACAGUCACAAGAAGUCUUAUUUACAUGCCACCAACCAGCCUCAGAAACCCAUAAUGUCAUCUAUCUUCUUGGUUUAGAGAUAACUUUUAGCUUUCUUUCUUCUCAAUGUCUAAUAUCACCUCCCUGUUUCCAUGUCUUCCUUACACUUGGUGGAAUGAGAAACUUUUUGAAGUAGAGGAAAUACAUUGAAGUAACAUCCUUUUCUCUGACAGUCAAGUAGUCUACCAGAAAUUAGCAGUCACUUCCCAGACUGUACCACCAAAUACACAAGGAAUUCUUUUUGUUUGUUUCAGUUCAUACUAGUCCCUUCCCAAUCCAUCAGUAAAGAUCCCACCUGCCUUGUCUAUGCCAUUUCCCAACAGGGAUGUCUCUUGAUAUAAGAAUCUCAAUGCCUUAUAAACAUUCCUUCCUGUGUCCAUUAAGACUCUGAUAAUUGUCUCCCUUCCAUAGGAAUUUCUCCCAGGAAAGAAAUAUAUCCCCAUCUCAGUUUCAUAUCAGAACUACUGUCCCCGAUAUUCCCUUCAGAGAGAUUAAAGACUAGAAAAAAGUCAGCCACUUCAUCUGCACCUGUAAUAGUUUCAGUUCCUAUUUUCUUCCAUUGACCAUAUUUAUACCUUUCAGGUACUGAAGAUUUAAUAAUAAUAAAUGUAAAUACUGUGAA